UUUACACACACUUCACAGGUUGCAGCCGCAGCCGCUUCCAGCUGCUGCAGGGCUCACCGAACAGGCCCACCCGGCCGGCGGCCGGCGCGACCUCCGGCGACCCUCCACGCCGUUCCCGAUGCCUCUUCCGCCGCGCCGGCCCCUCGCGGGCCAACCUAAUGCCACUCCCGCCACCUCAGAUUCGGGCAUGGUGAAGCUCCUCGCCGACAUCCUCCACCACACCGCGCCAUCCACCUGGCCGUCCGCCCUCGCCGCGCCGCUGCUCCGCCAACGCCUCGCCCCCGCGCACGUCUCUUCCCUCCUCGUCCUCCCGGCCUCUCUCCGCCGGCCCGACCUUUCCCGCCGGUUUCUCCUCCUGUUGCCUUCCCACCUCGUCUCCCCGGUGUCGCUCUCCCUGCUCGCCCUCUCCUUCCUCUCCUCGUCCCCUUCGUCCCCGGCAUCCUCCCCGCACGCCGCAUCCCUGCUCCUCUCCCUCGUGUCAUCCACACCUUCCGCGUCAUCCUCAUUUUCGUCUCUCUCACACGCUAAUACACUCGCCACCUUCCGACCUGGCGCCGCCACCGCCGCCGUCACGCUUCUUGCGUCCUCGUACCUCCGGCUCCGCCGCGCCCGCGACGCUGCCGACGUCCUCCGCCUAUCCCUCUCGUCUGGCAUUGCGAUGAAGCAAUACACCGCUUCGCAGAUAUUAUUUGCUCUCAUUAAGAUCCGGCAGUUUGCUCUUGCCCGCGACCUGUUUGAUGAAAUGGUUCAAUGCAAAUUUCCCUUGGACGAAUAUGUUUACACUGCUGGAAUUCGGGCCUACUGUGAGAUAAGGAAUUUGGAUGGUGCAAGGGGACUGUUGACAAGGAUGGAAAGCAAGGGUGUCAAGGGCAGUGCUGUGCCAUACAAUGUGUUGAUGUAUGGUCUCUGCAGAAACAAUCGUGUCCUUGAGGCAGUGGAGGUGAAGAACAGCAUGGUGGAGAGAGGAAUUGUCGCUGAUGAAGUUACAUACCGUACUCUGGUUUAUGGGUUUUGUCGGACUGAGGAACUUGAAAUGGCAUUGGAAAUGACUGAUGACAUGCUUAGUCUGCACUUUGUGCCAUCAGUGGCCAGUUGCUCGUUUAUGGUUGAUGGGCUACGAAAGAGAGGGCACAUCGACAAGGCAUUCAGGUUAGCUUGUCACUUGGGUGAGUUGGGCAUGGUGCCAAACCUGUUUGCAUGUAAUGCAUUGAUUGAUAAACUGUGCAAGGACAGAAGAUUUAGGGAGGCAGAAAGGCUCUUCAGAGGGAUGGCAAACAGGGGUCUAGAGCCAAACGAGGUGACCUAUGCUAUACUGAUACAUUCCCUGUGUAAGAGGGGAAUGAUGGAUGACGCACUUUGCAUGUUUGAUAGGAUGAGGGAGAAGGGAAUCAGAGUGACAGUUUAUCCAUACAACUCUUUAAUUAAUGGUUACUGCCAACAUGACAAUUUUCACCAGGCAAGAGGUCUUCUGAACGAGAUGGUUGAGAAGGGAUUGGCACCAAGUGCGGCAUCAUAUUCUCCCCUUAUAGCUGGUCUAUGUCGGAAAGGGGAUCUGGCCAGUGCAAUGGAGCUCCACAGGGAGAUGGCCAGGAAUGGUGUUUCAGGGAAUGUAUAUACAUUUACAACGCUUAUCAGUGGUUUCUGCAAGGACGGAAAUAUGGAUGAAGCAGCUAGGUUGUUUGAUAAGAUGAUAGACAGUUCUGUAGUACCAAAUGAAGUGACUUUUAAUGUUAUGAUUGAAGGGUAUUGCCGUGUAGGCAAUGUUAGGAAGGCAUUCCAGUUAUAUGAUCAGAUGGUAGAUAGGGGCCUAACACCUGACAAUUACACUUACAGGUCACUGAUAAGUGUACUUUGUUUGACACUAGGUGCCAUGAAAGCUAAGGAAUUUGUUGAUGAUCUAGAAAACAAUUGUGUUGUACUAAAUAGUUUUAGCCUUACAACACUUAUGUAUGGAUUCUGCAAAGAAGGAAGGUUAACUGAAACGUACCAUAUUUGGGAUGAGAUGAGAGCGCGGGGAGUCAAGCUUGAUCUUAUCAGUUUUACUGUAAUUGUAUAUGCAGCUCUGAAACUGCAUGACGGGGAGAAAAUAAGUGUGUUAUUUAGGGAAAUGAAAGAAAAAGGUGUGAAGCCAGACAAUGUGUUCCAUACAUGCAUGAUUGAUGUGCACUCGAAGGAAGAAAAUAUAGUUCAAGCUUUAAACUGCUGGGAUAAGAUGAUAGCUGACGGAUGCUCUCCAAAUGUUGUCACAUAUACGGUUUUAAUUAAUCAUCUAUGCAAGUCUGGAUAUUUGAGUAGCGCACAGAUCCUUUGUGAAGAAAUGUUAGUUGGGCGCUUCCUUCCUAAUAGCUUUACUUAUAAUUGCUUUCUUGAUUUUCUAGCAAAUGAAGGAGAGCUGGAAAAGGCUAAAGUUCUACACGCAACCAUCCUUGAAGGCUGUUUAGCUAACACAGUGACAUUUAACACAUUGAUCAAAGGGUUCUGUAAGGCUGGGCAGAUCCAAGGGGCAAUUGACCUUAUGCAGAACAAUACUGAGAGUGGUUUCUUUCCUGAUUGCAUCAGUUAUUCUACAAUAAUAAAUGAGCUCUGUAAGGUUGGUGACAUCAAUAAAGCAUUUCAGCUUUGGAAUGAAAUGUUAUACAAGGGACUGAAACCUGAUAUCGUGGCAUACAAUAUUUUGAUUCGCUGGUGCAAUAUUCAUGGUGAAUUUGAUAAGGGCUUAGGAAUUUACAGUGAUAUGGUUAAAAAUGGUGUGCAACCAAACUGGGACACAUAUAGAGCUCUUUUCUUAGGAGCUUCUUCGAUGACCACAAAGGGAAAAACUUUACUAUUGACCACCUAAUUAGGGCAAUAUUUGUUCUCAUCUACUGGAAUAGGCUGAAUCAAGACGGAUGCCAGAUGCAAAAGUCAAUGUGACCCUGAACUUUUGCUUCAUACACAAGUGGCUAUAAGCCUACAACAUACAUGUGCAUAACUGCAUAUUGGCUUUUUGCUAUGCUUGAGCAGAUGGAUUCCAGUCUUAGGUCAAUUUGAAGUAUGCAGAUGAUACACCAGUCAAUCACAAAGGGUCAGGAAGAAAAGUGAUCGAAAAUAUGCAACAAAUUUAUGCUGGUGAACUUGCAAAUAAAAAUUUUGCAUAUGGUGGUGAUUGGUGAGCUACUUAUACUGGGUAGAGGAAGCUCCUUUUUAGAUAUAUCUGAGUUUGAUGUUGUUUUCUGUUCUCUGAUUUUUCAUAGCGGGUAAUUUGCUUGCUUGGCCAAAAUAAGCUGAUUAGGACAAACUUCAUCUCAAUGAAAUGGAGAAGCCCAUGUUUAAACAUUUAAUUUUAAUACUCAAGUUGGGAUUUAUAUUUUCCACAUUUUUCAACAAAAUUUGAAGGUGCAUUUUGAACAACAUGGUGACACUUAAUAACAUUAGCAUUGCUGCAGUGAUCCAGCUUUUGCUUGAGGCCCUGAGCAUUCCGGUGGGGUAAAAACUAGUUCUUGGAAUCUUGAGUGAUGGCUGAAUUUUUUGGUGCAUUGACAAGAUACUCCCAAUGGAUGAUACAUCCCAGGAUAUGCUCAGCAAGCACAACAAUGGUUUGUGUACCUGCAUGGCAUAUCACUACAUCCUCUGCAUUUUUGCCUGAUUACGCUGUUCAUAGAACGAGACAUCUUGGUCCAUGCAACACUGAAACGCCAAUCUCCGCACAUUUUUACUGUCGCUUGUACAGCUGCUGAACUUCCAGGUUCACAGUGUACCUGUUUCUUCACUGGAAAACAACUUGUCUUGGAACUGAAAACAUGCAACAACACAGUUUCAGGAAUUCUUCUCGAAGCUAACUGCUGGAAGUUCAGAUAAAAAGCAUAAUAAUGGUGACACCUUCAAUAUAUUGGACUUCUUUACGAUUUGUGUUCGUCUAUAAAAGAUGGAGGCUCCAGAAGAUCUCUUCCAUCGUCUGGGUGAAAUUUCUUGACGAAUUGCUUAUAUACUAGCUGUUUGCACCACGAAUUCAUUAGCUCGGACAUGUCAGUUGCCGUGAGUGCAUUAUCUGUACAUUUUGUAGUUACAGGUUGAAAGGACAUGAUCAUUCUGUAAACAUAUACUGUAUAUGCUUUAACCUUACAGCCACGAAAUGAGCAUACAUGGUAAAAUAGGCUAUAAGAAGUACAGAUAAAUUAUUCUCUUUGAAGAACCAAACCAUGUUUCGGCGUUUGGCUAUCUAAGAAUGAGAGAAUAUGGGGUUCAUGGAAA
Sorghum bicolor (sorghum) is the source of this 4230-nucleotide messenger RNA. Its product is annotated as putative pentatricopeptide repeat-containing protein At5g59900. The transcript has 4 exons. The record is from RefSeq and is a predicted model, not a curated record. Lineage: Eukaryota; Viridiplantae; Streptophyta; Magnoliopsida; Poales; Poaceae. The coding region runs from base 119 to 2839 and encodes 906 amino acids. Gene Ontology annotation, molecular function: protein binding.